CGCCGGCGAGCAAUACAAGUCAAACCGGUUAUUGUUGCUGAAGGAGGCAAUUCACGGCCAUCGGGCCGACCUCGCGCGCCCUAACAUCCCCAAGUCCGGUGAUACUGUACUUUCAGCGGAAUCCAGGCCAACUCCGACAUUCGGCCUUGGUAUAAUAAGUAUAGCGAAUCCCUCCCUCUCUCCCUCGCUCUCUCUCUCGUACUACGCAUGCCCAUUUGAUUUCAUGCCCUGUCCACAAAAUGACUCCCGACACCGCAAAGGCCGCCUGCGAGCGUGCAGAGCAAGACUUCAUCGCACGUAACCCCAAAAGCCGCGCCAUCUACCAACAGGCAACCGAGUCGCUCCCCGGCGGCAACACGCGAACCGCAGUCUUCUACCCUCCCUUCCCCGUCUCCAUAGCCAGAGCGGAAGGCGCCAGACUCUACGACGCCGACGGUCAUGAAUUUGUCGAUCUCCUUGGAGAAUUCACAGCCGGAUUGUACGGUCACUCCCCGCAGCCCAUCAUCGACACCAUCCACAAAACGCUGCAGCGCGGCAUCAGCUAUGGCAGCCAGCAUGAAGACGAAGGCAAGCUGGCCGCGCUCGUCAAGCUCCGCUUUCCCAGCAUGGACCUGCUGCGCUUCACCAACUCCGGCACCGAGGCGAAUCUCAUGGCUCUUGCUGCCGCUACCGUCCAUACCGGCAAGAAGAAAGUCCUCGUCUUCGACGGCGCGUACCACGGCGGUGCCUUUACUUUCAAAAACGGCCAGUCCAGCCCUAUUAAUGCGCCCUAUCCCUACCUCAUAGCAAAAUACAACGACGAGGCCUCCGUCUCGCGUCUCCUAUCCGCGCCAGAGAACGCAGGCAACGUAGCAGCCAUCCUCGUAGAGCCCAUGAUCGGCUCCGGCGGCGCCAUCCCAGCACACCGCACCUUCCUGCACUUCCUGCGCAAAGCAGCAACGGACGCCGGCGCCCUGCUCAUCUUCGACGAAGUCAUGACUUCUCGCAUGCAUUCCGGCGGCGGCAUCCAAUCGCAACUCCCUCCCGAGCUUCGUCCCGAUCUCACGGCUUUGGGCAAGUACCUGGGCGGCGGCAUGUCGUUUGGAGCGUUUGGAGGAAAGCGAGCGAUCAUGGAAAUGUUUGAUCCCCGCAAGCCAACGGCGCUCGCUCAUGCGGGGACGUUCAACAAUAAUGUGCUCACAAUGGCUGCUGGGCGCUGUGGACUCGAACAAAUCUUCACGCCGGAGCGAGCGCAGGAGUUACAAGCGACUGGCGAGCGAUUGCUGGCAUCUCUGCGUGAGGCGAGCGGGAACACAUUAAUGAAGAUUACGGGCUACGGCUCGAUUCUAUGCUUCCAUUUCACACGCACGGCCUAUGAGGACAUUCGAGAACCCGGGGAUGUGUACGAUCACGACAAGGACUUGGGCGCGCUGUUUCAUUUGUGGUUGUUGGAGAGGGGCUUCUAUAUUGCGCGCCGCGGAUUCUUUGCCUUGUCUUUGGUGCUGACGCAAGAAGAUCUGGAGGCUUUUGUGCAGGCCGUGAGGGAGUUUGUAAGGAUACAUGCGGCGCAUUUGGGGCUUGAGCGGACGAAUGGAGUCACGAAUGGGCAUUGAUUCCAUAGGUAGCUAAGGUAGUUGAGCGU
Messenger RNA from Neohortaea acidophila, 1621 nucleotides. RefSeq names its product class III aminotransferase. The transcript has a single exon. NCBI's taxonomy places the organism in Eukaryota, Fungi, Ascomycota, Dothideomycetes, Mycosphaerellales, Teratosphaeriaceae. Gene Ontology annotation, molecular function: transaminase activity; pyridoxal phosphate binding. The record is from RefSeq and is a predicted model, not a curated record. Bases 240 to 1592 code for a protein of 450 amino acids.